Molecule: messenger RNA, 1890 nt
Organism: Hyposmocoma kahamanoa
Lineage: Eukaryota; Metazoa; Arthropoda; Insecta; Lepidoptera; Cosmopterigidae
Product: laccase-1-like
Exons: 9
Coding region: 38-1807 (589 amino acids)
Molecular function (GO): oxidoreductase activity; copper ion binding
Source: RefSeq, a predicted model, not a curated record
CGUGUCUACGUGAUUUGUUUUUAAAGAAGUUGUGACAAUGAAGUUAUUGGUUUGUUGCUUGAUAAUUUUCGCACACAUCAAUAAUAACAGCAAAGCUUCUUUGGACAGCUUUGCGCCUACUAAUCUUAAUAUUUUAUUAGAAGAUACUACACGAAAUUCAGAUAAAUCAUGCCAUAGACCAUGUAAAUUUAAUGUAAAACCAAGAAGAUGUCAUUACACUUUCAAAAUAGAGCCAACUAUUCAAGAAGACGGUCGACCGGCCAUCGCUAUCAACGGCUUAUCACCAGGCCCUCCCAUACACGUUUGCGUCAAUGACGUCAUAAUUGUAGAAGUCAAUAAUAAAAUUCCUGAUCAAGAUCUGGCUAUCCAUUGGCACGGAGUAGAGCAUAGAGGAACUCCUUAUAUGGAUGGUGUUCCUAUGAUAACACAAUGUCCUAUUGUCUAUGGUUCCACGUUUAAAUAUGCCUUCAUCGCCUCCACAACUGGAACAUUUUUCUACCAUUCAGAUUCGGUAUCUCAACAAAGUGAUGGCGUCUAUGGCGCGCUAAUCGUGAACCAGCCUCAACCUUUCGAGCCUCAUUCUUCUUUAUACGAUUUCGAUAGAAGUAACGAGCACUUGUUGCUGGUAGCUGCUAAGUUCCCUGAACUUCUCACUGGAAAUUUAGAAGUAAAUAAUUUGCGACCGACUUCCCUCGUAAUUAAUGGAGAAGAUAAUGUGAAGUUAUUCAUGCUACCUGGCUAUGCGUACAGGCUACGAAUGAUAAACGCCUUAGCACUAGAUUGUCCGAUAAUAACGAGCAUAGACCAACACCGGAUGACUGUUAUUGCUGCUGACGGCCGAACGGUGAAACCCACCUCUGCGAAGAAAGUAAAACUGUACCCAGGUGAACGUAUGGACGUAGUUGUUCGGGCUUCGGAAGACAAGGGCGGGUACUGGAUCAAUAUUCGCGGAGAGGGCGCCUGUGCUGGCCUUCAUGCACACGCUAUGUUCCUCUACUCAGGAUAUAACUAUACUUCUAUGUUAGCUGCGGGACAGAAAGAAUGGAAGCAUGAAACAGCUUCUUCACUCAUAUAUGGCCAAAUGUUAGAGUCGAAUCAAGAAAAUAAAUUUCAGCACACCGUAAAAUCGGUAUAUCUGGGUAUUGAUCGCAAUACAGUUAAGUUUCAAGACACUGACAAUGAUUUUCGCUAUUAUUUUGAUUCUGUGCCGAAGAAACCGUUCUUCCCCGCACCUUUAUCUCUUCGUGCAACCGGCGUAGUCCAGAUCAACAACAAGAGUUUCCUGUAUCCUAGCCUGCCUGUUCUCCUGUAUGGAUCUCAAGAAACAGACAACUGGUGUAUUUUUGGUGAAGAGGAGAAAAACGACGAUCCUCAAUGUGUGCUUGUCUUGAAUACAAGGAAAGGCGAGGUGGUGGAGUUGGCUUUGGUGAAUGAAGGUUCUGGUAGCAAUGAAUCCUAUACGUUCCACAUGCACGGUUAUGGCAUGCAAGUGGUAGCAACAGGACAAAGUGCGAAUGGAACAGAAUUGUCUAAAGAGAAAUUCCAGCUACUUGAUAAGGAAGGAAAAAUACAAAGGAAUCUACAGUGGCCUGUAAUCAAAGACACUGUGACAGUACCAAAUAAAGGCUACACAAUAGUAAGGAUACGACCAAAUCACGGUGGCAGCUGGCUGCUGGAAUGCAGGUCUUGUGGCUUGACUCUACCUACAGCAAUACUUAUUAAUGUACCUAUAGCUAUCCCUAAAUCUGUAGUAGGCUCUUUACCGAAGUGCGGUAGCUAUAAGCCUCCAGAUCUGUUGUUAAAUUAAUUUUUAAGACUGAAUAGAUUUAUAUCGAAUGAUGUUAUUAAAUUUGUUAUUUUGUUUUGAAUUUGCUGCUCUUUUGAAACACC